GUCUACAUGGAAUUCUGCAAAGUAGGUAACUAACGUAGGCCUGCUUCUAUCCAACGGAUUGUUGUAUUGUGUAAGAUAGCUAGAUACUCGUAUGAACUAUGAAUGAAUGUGUGGAUUUGAAGAUACCUACCUACUUCUGCAGAACUCAGAUUAUGUAGUUACUCUGCAGGUUAAGAACCUCAGCGAAUUAAAGAAAAGCACUUUUGUUAAGGUUAUCAAACCAAAUCAAAUAUGUAGAAGUUUUCCUGAAAAACAGACAGCGUUACUGAAGUUACGAAAAGUUAACUAAGAUAGGUAGGUUACAUAAAAACGGGGCCUUUUGGCUCGGUAAGUAGACACCAUAGAUAUGUUAGACACCUAUUUAAGGUCAUUUGGUAGGAUUUGACCUUUCCUAAAAUUUUUUAAAAACAUCGCGACGAUUUACUUGGUCCUGCUGUUUAAAAGGAUUUUCUCAACAAUUUCUAAUUCGGUAUAUUCAUCGAAUACAGAAUUUCGUAAACCAAUUGAAAUUAACGUUUACGUUGGUAUACACACAAGUUUUACGACUUCCAAAAGCAGUAAACACAAUGGGUAUUUCGUCUUUCCGUUUGGAAGAAUAUAAUACUAAUAUCUCCUUAGAAAUGAGAAUUGCAAAAAGGUCGCUUUUUUGUCGGCGCCCAGGCGGUUGGCGAAUACCGUAUUGUUCCGGCCGAAACAGGGCGGGGGAUGCAUAAUGACUGCAGUAGGGUGCAAUGGAACUUUUACCUGACGCCGCGUACCCUGUAAUGCAGAGGGUUGAUGAAGUGCCUCUAUUGGAGCAGCAGCUACGCCUCAAAAAGACCAAUGAGAGCGGGUCGAGAGAAGAUAAUGUUGCGAGCGAAGGCAAGGACUAUUCCCCAAGCUGCUCGUCCUGGGCGCCGAGUGACGAGGCAUCUUCUUCCGACGAAUCCGAUAAUGAAAAAGAAACAAAAUCAAUGAAAAUGGAACAAUAUGUACGCCAUUAUGCUAAGCGACGAAACAGUAAAAACGUUCCUAUUCCAGUACAUAGGCCGAACGCGGUCGUAAACGUUUUGAAGGAACGCCAAAAGAACAUGAACAGUAAAACAAACAACCAAAGCCGCAAAAGGAAGCACAAAGAAACUCAAGCUAGCAAUAAAUCGUUACCUGAUUCAACAAAAAAAUACUUACCACCGCCUAAAACUUCUGUUGAUACAAUAAAUAUAAACAAAAAGAAUAUUUUGGAUAUGAAAGCUAGUUUCGAGGAACUAUUUAAAAUCAUAGAUAAUAUGAAACCCGAGUCCGAAAGACGUGCGGGUAAAUAUUUUGAUUACACUACAGCAAUCCAACAAGAACCUAUGAACGAAGAUAAAAUAAAUGCUCCCGUUUACAACAAUACCGAAGCUUAUGAUGAAACCGAGAAAAGUCCAAGUGAGGAAUCAAAUCGUUCUGACGACAAUGUUCUUAUUAGCAAUAAGUAUAGCAAAAUGCUCGAAAUAGCAGAAGCCGAAUCCAAACACUUACAAAUAUUAAACACACACCAAAACGCUGACGACGAGGUAGACGAAUGGGUGCCAAUUGGAAGUGGAAAGACAUUGAUACAUAAGGAUAAAUUUAGCAAAGUUAAAUGGAGAUCGUACACGAUCGCCACUAGGACAUUAUUAUUGGCAACGUUUCCAAGAAGAAUCUUAGCAACACACUCGUUGACGGGAAAGCGGUCCCCGGCCUUUAGAGAUAAGCCUGCGAAAAUGUGCCUGGAUCCAAAAAUUGUUUCGGAUAUAAUCAUCGAAAUCACCUCCAGGUUCAACGUCAAAGAAAAUCUCGUCAGGAGUGCAAUCACAACGAAAUGUGCUGACGAAUGCAAAAUGCUAAAAACAAGAUCAAAAAGGAAAAACAAACUGAUACAAAACCAAGAGAAUGCUCCACCGUCAAACGCACAAACCCAACCUAGACAAGUCAAGACUGAACAAAGUAAGUUUUCGCAAGAAUGAAAGAAAAAUAGAUGAAAAGAGAAACAGGGAAUCUCUGGGCUCUUGAGUGACAACGGAACAAAUGUAUUCCAAUUUAAAACUUUGUUUAGAUGAAAUUACCAAAGGAUAAUUUUGUAUACAUUCCUAGUUAUAUUUUAAGUAUUACAUCAGUACCAUUAAUACUCCAAUUUUAAUUGAUAAUCAACGAAUUGUUUACUUUUUUAAUGUAUUAAAUUGAAUUGUUUUAUA
Maniola jurtina (meadow brown) is the source of this 2195-nucleotide messenger RNA. RefSeq lists its product as uncharacterized. Gene Ontology annotation, molecular function: DNA binding; transcription corepressor activity. Bases 732 to 1967 code for a protein of 411 amino acids. Gene Ontology annotation, cellular component: nucleus. The transcript has 6 exons. NCBI's taxonomy places the organism in Eukaryota, Metazoa, Arthropoda, Insecta, Lepidoptera, Nymphalidae. The record is from RefSeq and is a predicted model, not a curated record. Gene Ontology annotation, biological process: positive regulation of neuron differentiation; negative regulation of Notch signaling pathway.